Chaetomium globosum CBS 148.51 is the source of this 852-nucleotide messenger RNA. RefSeq lists its product as uncharacterized. NCBI's taxonomy places the organism in Eukaryota, Fungi, Ascomycota, Sordariomycetes, Sordariales, Chaetomiaceae. The transcript has 2 exons. The record is from RefSeq and is a predicted model, not a curated record. The coding region runs from base 1 to 852 and encodes 283 amino acids.
AUGCCCUCGCGCGACUCUAUCAUCUCCAGCCUCCCCCUAGCGUGGGACCCACGAUUACACGCCUAUCUCCCCAAGCCCGCCCUAGCCCUCCUACGCAAGCAACAAGCCAAAUUCACCCGCGACUGGACCGCCAUCCAGCAAACCCCCUUCGCCUCAACCGACACCCCCAACCCCACCAUCACCCGCCAAGACUACCUCUACACCUGGCUCCUCGUCAACACCCGUACCUUCUACCACGAAACGCCACUCACUCGCCGCGCCCCCCGCGAAGACCGGAUGGUGCUCCAGCCCGUGGCCGAUCUCUUCAACCACAGCGGCACGGGCUGCGCGGUUCACCUCCACACCCACCCAAUUCACCAUCACGGCGGACCGCGCCUAUGCCACAGGCGACGAGGUGGCCAUCUGCUACGGGAAACACCACAACGACUUUUUGUUGGGCAACAACAACGGGGUGGUGGGAAUUGCUGGGAUGAGGUGUGUCUGGAUGAGGCGGUGUUGCCGGCGUUGGGCGCUGGACAUCGCGCGUUGUUGGAGGAGCGCGGGUUUCUGGGGAAUUAUGUGUUGGAUGCCGGCACAGUGUGUUAUCGCACGCAGGUGGCGUUGAGGGUGUUGUGCGUGACGCCUGGGCAGUGGGAGCGGUUGGUGAGUGAGGGGGAGGAUGGUGGGGAGGGGUUGCAGGAGGAGGUCGAUCGGUUGUUGUUGGGGUUGUUGAGAAAGUGGAGGGGAGUGGUGGCUGGGAAGAUCGAGGAGGUCGAGGGGCUGGAUGUUGGGCAGGCUUGUCAGCGGCAGAUACUUUGUGCGAGGUGGCGGCAGAUUGCGAGCUUGGUAGACCAGACAAUUGAAGCGUCUUGA